Messenger RNA from Sabethes cyaneus, 833 nucleotides. Its product is annotated as protein takeout-like. The record is from RefSeq and is a predicted model, not a curated record. Lineage: Eukaryota; Metazoa; Arthropoda; Insecta; Diptera; Culicidae. The transcript has 4 exons. The coding region runs from base 44 to 787 and encodes 247 amino acids.
UUCACUUAUCAUCGUGACGUAGGUUUUCCCCAAUUUGAGUAGCAUGGUUGUCUCGUGCAAUCUCUCCAAGACUCGAGUCAAGUGCCCAGAACACAUGUCUGCUGAUGAAACAAGUGCACCUGGAUACACUCUCUGCAAACCGAACGACGAAAAGUGCCUGUUCGAACGGAUUGGCACCACAUUCGCCAAGCACAGCAAGGGUAUUCCGGAGGUGAAUCUCGUCUCGUUGGAUCCGUUGAUAAUUGAGAAAAUGGACAUUGUGCAAGGCGACGGCCCAAUCAAUAUCGUGCUUAACUUCAAGAACGUAGAACUGACGGGAUUAUCGCAGAGUGUGAUCAAAAAGGCCAAUGGCUUCACUGCGGACCCAACCAAGAUGGAUCUAGGCAUUUUGGUGCCGGUUGCCUCGCUAAUAGGUGGCUACAAAAUUAACGGCAAGGUGCUGAUUCUGCCCAUCCAGGGUGAAGGACACAGCAACAUGACAAUGGAAAAUUGUCACAUCCAGCUGAAGUGGACCGGCAAGCUGGUUGACCGUGCCAACGGUAAAAAGCACUAUCAGGUGGACAAACUGAAGGCCACCUUCGACACGACUCGCUUCUACAUGCACUUCUCCAACCUGUUCAACGGCGACAAGGCCCUCGGGGAUAACAUGAACCAGUUCCUGAACGACAACUGGCAGGACAUUCUGAAGGAGCUGAAACCGGCCAUCGUGAAUGCCUUCGUGCAAAUAUUCCAGUCGGUUGUGUCGAACGUUUUCAACAAAGUGCCGUACGCUGAGAUGUUUCAGUAAAGUGUGAGUGCGUGUGUGUGUGCGUGACUGUUGUUUGAGAUGAGCG